Messenger RNA from [Torrubiella] hemipterigena, 1669 nucleotides. NCBI's taxonomy places the organism in Eukaryota, Fungi, Ascomycota, Sordariomycetes, Hypocreales, Clavicipitaceae. The record is from the annotation of a GenBank genome assembly.
CUCACGGCACGGACGUUGGGAUUCAUUGGAAAAGGGAUUUGGCCUGCUAAUUCCUCUCCGAUAUUUUUGUCUUUUCGUCUAAAGCCUCACAACCGCAAUGCCCUAGCAGGAUUCCUUGGAAUUCGAGAUAUUUGCAGCUUGGCAAUCUGACUUGUUACGACUAGGAUCACUUCUACAUCAGAUCUAGUAGUGAUUGUAUCAAAUGAUAAGACGGCCAGCUAUGACGAAAAUUUGACCUGAAUAUACACGCUAGAAUACAUUCAUCGCACCGCACAUCAUACAUGUCGCCUCGCGCCCUGCUUUAGACGCUCCGCUUACACCCAGAUCGGACAUCCUUGUUGGGUCUUGGAUCCGCAUUGACGAUACAACCUCACAUGAGACUGGCACCGCAACUAUCGAUUUAAAGUUACUACGUUCUUUUUUCGGUAUACCGUUUUGCGAGGACUUCUUUUUAGAGAGGUCUUGAUCAGCAAUCAGCAACGCAAGUCUAGGAGAGACGGAUAAUGGUACCCGAGGGUGGCGCUGAGAGGGCGUUCCAGGACGACCUUAGCGUCAGUCUGCUAUGCCCAGACUGUCGAGAAGAUCCGCCAAACUUGGUGGAGGAAUUUUCUAGUGGUGACGUAGUCUGCACAAGCUGUGGACGAGUCGUGGGAUCCCGGGUGAUUGACACUCGAUCGGAAUGGCGCACGUUUGCCAAUGACGACCAAAACGGCGAUGACCCCAACCGCGUAGGCGGCCCGCGGGAUGAAUUUGUCGACGACGAGCAGCUAGCUACUACUGUCGGCUUCAGCGAGACCAAAGCGCACAAGAUCCUGUCACGGACACAAACGACGACCACACAGGGCCGGCAGCAAAAGGGCCUGCUGCAGGGCUACAAGGAGAUUGUGUCGUUUUGCGAGGCCAUCAAUGUCGGUCAAAACAUCACCAAUGCUGCCAAACACAUAUACAAGCUUGUCGAUAAACAUCGGACACUACGUGGCAAGCCGCAGCAGGCGAUUGUCGCGGGCUGCAUCUUCAUUGCGUGCCGGCAGAACAACACGCCGCGGUCAUUUCGCGAGAUUUGCAGACUGACGAAUGUCGGGCUGAAAGAGAUGGGCAAGAUCUUUAAUUUACUUCAGAAUAUCCUGCAGCAGACGCAGGAGGCAUCGGAAGUUGGCGCGACAGGACUGAAUACGGUGUCUAACUACGAGAACGUGCGGGUGUCGGCGGAGGACAUGUGUGGCCGCUUUGUGUCGCAGCUGGGAUUCAAGGCGCAACAGAAGAUUAGCAAGAUGUCCAAGGAGAUUGCGGAGAUGGAAGUUACAAAGUCGGUGCUGUCGGGGCGCUCGCCGCUGUCAAUAGCGGGUGCGUGUAUCUAUGCGGCGUGCCAUCUUGUUGGUGAGAAGAGGACGUCGGCGGAAAUUGCGGCGCAGGCUGGAUGUAGCGAUGGCACGGUGAGGACGGCGUAUAAGUUGCUGCAUGCGGUGAGGGAUAAGCUACUUCCACAGGCGUGGAAAGAUGAGGGUAUGACGAUAGAUGAUCUGCCCAAAGUGAUUAUUGUCAAAAAGUGAUGGCUAUAUCUGUUGCAGAUGCAGCAACAGAAGAAGAAUACGACACGACUAUGAUGUAGAUUAACGUGUACAGAUAUCCAUGUUACUGUAGCUUGAACACAUGCAUUUUAUUUUGCAAC